Molecule: messenger RNA, 1795 nt
Organism: Cheilinus undulatus (humphead wrasse)
Lineage: Eukaryota; Metazoa; Chordata; Actinopteri; Labriformes; Labridae
Product: butyrophilin-like protein 1
Exons: 6
Coding region: 32-1297 (421 amino acids)
Source: RefSeq, a predicted model, not a curated record
GACGAGGAGGCGACAAUAAACGUGCCUGACGAUGGCUCAGCUCAUGGGCGUGUUCUUACACGUUGGUGUUGUCCUUCUCAUAGCGCCCUCUUGUGGAAGUCAGAAAACAGAUAAAUCUCCCCAUCAGUCGGUCACAGUAAUGUUGGGUGAAGAUGUAGUGUUGCCCUGUCAGCUGGAUCCUCCUGUGGAUGCUGUUUCCAUGACACUGGAGUGGGGGAGGUCUGACCUUGUACCCAGAUUUGUCCUUGUUUGGCACAAUGGCAAGGAACUUCCAGAUAACCAAAACAAGGCCUACAAAGGCAGAGCGUCACUGUCUGUGGACAAACUGAAGCUUGGAGACCUCCAACUGACUCUGACUAAAGCCAGGAUCUCUGAUAACGGGACCUACAGAUGCUCCAUUCCAACGAUGAAGAAAGAAAUGUUUGUUGAUCUGACUGUUGGUGCUGCCUCUCCACCUAGCGUUAGCUUAGCAGGCAUGGAUAAGGCCAACCAUGGAGUGAUGUUGGACUGUGAGUCUAAAGGCUGGUACCCACAGCCUGAGCUGAUGUGGCUGGAUGCUGAGGGACAUCUCCUUUCUGCUGGAGCUCCAGGAUCAGUCAAAGGUCCUGAUGAUCUCUAUACUAUCAGCAGCAGAGUGACUGUGAAGAAGACAGCCAGCAACAACUUCACCUGUAAACUCCAACAGAGGAACAUCAACCAGACCAGAGAGAGAAGCUUCCAUGUUCCAGAUGAUUUCUUCCUGGUUCCCGGUUGUUCCUCUUCUAUAGCCAUCAGUGUGGUGUUUGGCCUCAUAAUUAUCUUCAUAUGUGUCUUCAUGGCCUGGAAACUGAGAAAUAAACUAAAAGGAAAGAAGAACAAAAAUGAAGACAGAGAAGGAACACAGCUCAUGAUGGAGGGCAAGAAAGUGGAUAAUUCAGAAAAUAAGUUAAAGCUUUUAGAGGAGUCACUGAGAAAAGAGUUCAAAGAGACACUGAUGGGACUGCAUAAAGAGCUGAAGCAGCAAAAAGAUGAUCUCACCUUAAAGAAGAAGGAGGCUGAGAGUGUGGUUGAGGAACAUGAGAGAAAGGUUAAAUCAGUGGAGAAAGAAGUUUCUGAGGAGAAGGGAGAUUUAAAAGAAAAGAAAGCACAGGUGUAUUUAAAACUCAAAGAGAUCUGUAGGGAGGCCGGCUGGAGCCAUGAGAACAGAAAGAAAGACUUUCAACAACUGGAGAUGGACACAGACAAACUGAUGACAAUGAUGAUGGAUGCUGUAAAGAAGAUGGAGAACAACACAGAGCAACCUAAGGAAGAAAUGUGAAUGAUGGUGUGUUUGAUGUACAUUUACAUGUUUGAACAUAUUGAUAUGUUCGGUUGGGGGGGGGGCUGAAAAUAUUUUAAACCUGUCAAAGGGGGGCCCGACAGAAAAAGCUUGGGUACCACUGCAAUAACUGAUGGAUGCAUGGUGUGACAAAAAGCAAUGAUGAAGAACAAAGUAAAGAGCCACAUGGAGAAAAUAUAGAAAAAUGGAGGACAUGAUAAAUGAGGGAGAGGAGCUAAAAUAAAAAUAGAACAGAAUAAAUGAUGGGACAAAACAGUACAGAAGAUGCGUAAAACAUUUUUUUGAUAAAUAAUAAUCUCUUGAUAAUUUACUGAACACACAGAACCAGUUUAACAUCAAAGUGACCUACUAUGCAUGUUAAUUGUGUUUAAUUAAGAAAGUUCAAUAAACCAGUGAAAGUGUAAUUAACAUCAUUCUGCUGUACUUUGAUGUAACCAGAAUAGUAUGACAUGGAUAAUAUCACAAGUUAAAAAUAAA